Molecule: messenger RNA, 2529 nt
Organism: Nannospalax galili (Upper Galilee mountains blind mole rat)
Lineage: Eukaryota; Metazoa; Chordata; Mammalia; Rodentia; Spalacidae
Gene: Dync1li1
Product: dynein cytoplasmic 1 light intermediate chain 1
Exons: 13
Coding region: 147-1721 (524 amino acids)
Biological process (GO): microtubule-based movement; microtubule cytoskeleton organization
Cellular component (GO): cytoplasmic dynein complex; centrosome
Molecular function (GO): dynein heavy chain binding
Source: RefSeq, a predicted model, not a curated record
UGGGCCCCACCCCCGCAGGCGCGAUCCCGCUCCCGUGAGUCGAACGCCCAUAUCCGGGUUCCCGCCGCCGCCACCGCCGCUGCCGCCGCCGCUGCCGCCGCCUUGCUCAUUCAGCCCUGUCAGGAGUGGUGUGAUUCCCGACCAAGAUGGCGGCUGCGGGGCGAGUCGGUUCCUUUGGUUCCUCUCCACCCGGGCUAGCCUCGACUUACGCCGGCGGGCCGCUGGCUAACGAGCUGGCGUCAGGCAGCGGCAGCUCCGCUGCGGGCGACGACGAGGACGGACAGAACCUGUGGUCCUGCAUCCUCAGCGAGGUCUCCACGCGCUCGCGCUCCAAGCUCCCGGCGGGGAAGAACGUGCUGCUGCUGGGUGAAGAUGGAGCUGGAAAAACAAGUUUAAUAAGAAAAAUUCAGGGAAUAGAGGAGUACAAGAAAGGAAGAGGACUGGAAUAUUUGUACUUAAAUGUGCACGACGAAGACAGGGAUGAUCAAACAAGGUGUAAUGUGUGGAUCUUGGAUGGAGACUUGUAUCACAAAGGGCUCCUCAAGUUCUCGCUCGAUGCCCUUUCUCUGAAGGACACUCUAGUGAUGCUGGUUGUUGAUCUGUCAAAGCCCUGGACUGCUUUGGAUUCUUUACAGAAAUGGGCAAGUGUGGUUAGAGAACACGUGGACAAGUUGAAGAUUCCUCCUGAAGAGAUGAAAGAAAUGGAGCAGAAGUUGAUUAGAGACUUCCAAGAGUAUGUGGAGCCAGGAGAAGACUUCCCAGCUUCUCCUCAGAGAAGAAACACUGCUGCACAGGAGGGCAGAGACGACAGUGUUGUUCUACCCCUAGGUGCCGACACACUUACACAUAACCUGGGCAUUCCGGUACUAGUAGUUUGUACAAAGUGUGAUGCCAUUAGUGUGUUGGAGAAGGAACAUGAUUACAGAGAUGAACAUUUUGAUUUCAUCCAGUCACAUAUCCGGAAGUUCUGUUUACAGUAUGGUGCAGCACUCAUUUACACUUCAGUAAAAGAAAACAAGAACAUAGACUUAGUAUAUAAAUACAUUGUUCAGAAGCUGUAUGGAUUUCCCUAUAAGAUCCCCGCUGUUGUUGUGGAAAAGGAUGCAGUAUUUAUUCCGGCAGGGUGGGAUAAUGAUAAGAAAAUAGGAAUAUUACACGAAAAUUUUCAGACAUUGAAAAUAGAAGAUAAUUUUGAAGACAUCAUAACUAAGCCACCUGUCCGGAAGUUUGUACAUGAGAAGGAAAUUAUGGCAGAAGAUGACCAAGUGUUUCUUAUGAAGUUACAGUCCCUUUUAGCAAAGCAACCACCAACUGCAGCUGGAAGGCCUGUGGAUGCUUCACCAAGAGUCCCUGGAGGUUCUCCUCGAACACCAAACAGAUCUGUGUCCUCCAAUGUUGCCAGUGUGUCCCCCAUCCCUGCUGGGUCAAAAAAAAUUGAUCCAAAUAUGAAAGCUGGAGCUACAAGUGAAGGUGUCCUGGCAAAUUUCUUCAACAGUUUGUUGAGUAAGAAGACUGGCUCUCCUGGAGGCCCUGGUGUUGGCGGUGGCAGCCCUGGAGGAGGGACUGGAGGGGGAAGCAGUAGUUUACCACCAUCUGCUAAAAAGUCAGGCCAGAAGCCUGUACUCUCAGACGUUCAUGCGGAACUAGACAGAAUCACACGGAAACCAGCUUCUGUUUCUCCUACAACACCUACGUCUCCUACGGAAGGAGAAGCUUCUUGAGGAUACCAAAUAAAGCCAUGCAUUCAGUUUUCUGGGAUAACGUAAACUUGCCUCUGCCUUUUCCUUCAAAGUUGGAAUUAGGGAGCUGGAGUGCUUUUACAAACAAAGUUUAUGUCUUUUUUUUUUUGGUGGUUGCCCAUUUUUAUAAAAGGAUCUAUACAGAAGAAAAUGUAUUCUACAUUAUGUAUAUUAUGUAGACUUGUUUGCAUUGCCAUUCUGCAUAAAGAAGCAAUUUUGGAUUUUGAAAAUCUCCAGAUGUGUAAGCCAGGUGAUCCUGUUCUCAAGGCUGUACAAACCACACAGGAGUGGUUAGGAAAGUGCAGAAAAUAUGUAAUUUGGGCAGCUGGUUGACUCAGAAAUCUAAACUUGUUUUGGGUAAGACUAUUAAAAUCAUUUUUAAAGAUACCUUAUGUUUUACUGAAAAAAACUAAUAUGUUCAGUUGUCAGAUUUUUCACACCAACAUAAAUGUGACCAUACCUGAGGAGUGUGCUUAGAAAACUGUCAGGAAGACACACUUGGUGACUGUGUCCAUCACUGGUCCUGUAAGCUACCAUCAGAAUGGCUUAGAAUCAUUGGCCAAUCAUUGUUUCUUUAUGUAACAAGGAAAGAAAGCACACUGCCUAAAAGUUUAAAAGAAAAAUGCAGAGGUUAUAAAAAUGUAAAGAGAUAACAGUCUUUGGAUUUGUCUAUACAUAUAUAUACAUAUAUAUAUAUAUAUACGGCACUGCCUUAAUAUACUCCUUUUUCGUUUGUGACUUUCAACUGUAAUCAGUUAAUAAAGUAUUUAUUCUCUGCAUCAGGUUCAAA